Messenger RNA from Aspergillus wentii DTO 134E9, 1510 nucleotides. RefSeq lists its product as uncharacterized. The record is from RefSeq and is a predicted model, not a curated record. Gene Ontology annotation, molecular function: chitin binding; chitinase activity. The coding region runs from base 107 to 1402 and encodes 431 amino acids. The transcript has 4 exons. NCBI's taxonomy places the organism in Eukaryota, Fungi, Ascomycota, Eurotiomycetes, Eurotiales, Aspergillaceae. Gene Ontology annotation, biological process: carbohydrate metabolic process; chitin catabolic process. Gene Ontology annotation, cellular component: extracellular region.
GAAUAGUGCUAGGUCUAUCUCUUUCUUUUAUCUCCCCUCUGUCAUCGACUUCUUUGAUUCUCAUUUACGAUCGACUUCCUCACUUGUUUGUCAAUCUAUCGUGACCAUGGAGUUCAAGCAUCUCCUCCUCGGCCUUAUGGCUGCGCAGCUAGUCGUUGGCAUCCGAUUUGCCAUGUACGUCGACCAAUACCACACGACCUUCCUCCCAAAAAAUGACCAGACGUCCGACAUCUCCCACGCCAUCAUGGCGUUCGCGGAAUCGACUCUUUUCAACUCGAGCUCCCCUCGUCCUUACAAACCAUUCGAGCCCGUUUCCACAUUCAAGCAGCGUUUCGGAGCAGAUACAAAGGUGAUGGUGGCUAUCGGUGGAUGGGGCGGUUCUGAGGGUUUCUCCAUCGGUGCUAGAGAUGAGAAGACCCGCGCUCAGUAUGCGAAGAACAUUGCGUCUAUGAUCAAGACUCACGGGUUUGAUGGCGUUGACAUUGAUUGGGAAUAUCCCGGCGGCAACGGCGCGGAUUACAAGAACGACCCCAACUCCGACAAGAAGGAAGAAGUCCACACGUUCCCCUUGUUCCUCGAGGCUAUUCGCAACGCAAUUGGAAAAGACAAGGUUCUUUCCGUCGCUGUGCCCGGAAAGACUACCGACAUGAUUGCCUUCACCAAGGAGACUGGCCCUAAGAUCUGGAAGUCUGUAGACUUUGUCAACGUCAUGAGCUAUGACUUGACCAACCGUCGUGAUAACGUUACUGGUCACCACUCGAGUGUUGCUGACUCGCUCAAGUCUGUGAAGCAGUACCUCGAUAUUGGUCUUGAAGCUUCGAAGAUCAACUUGGGCAUGUCGUACUACGCCAAAUGGUUCAGUACUAAGCCUGGUUCGGACUGUUCUUCUCAUCCUCUUGGUUGUGAACUUCUUCCUCUCGAGAACGCUGAUGGAUCGGACAAUCAUAAAUCUGGAGCCUUCACUUUUGAGAAAGGAAACUUGGCCGCUCCUCCCGCUAACCUUCCCAUCUCUUACGACGGUACCUGUGGCUUCGCAAAGGGCGCCAAGUGUCCUCCUGGCUCUUGCUGCAGCGCAGACAACUAUUGCGGCACAUCUGACGAACACUGCAUGUCCGGCUGCCUCUCCGACUACGGAACCUGUAAAGGCAUCUCCCUCAUCGAGUCCUGGCGCCGCGCCGAAAAGGGCGGUAUCACCGACCAGUCCGCGGGAGGAAAGUACUUUUGGGAUGAGAAAGAUAACUUGUUCUGGACGUGGGAUAGUCCUGAGAUGAUGGCUCGGAAGUUUACUGAGGUUGUUGAUGUGGAGAAGGUUGGUGGUGUUAUGGCUUGGAGUUUGGGAGAGGAUACCUAUGAAUUUGCGCAUGUCAAGGCGAUGCAGAAGGGGGUUGCUUCUCGUAAGUAGGGGUGGGAUGGUUCAUGGUCUGAGGAGUAUCUUUUCUUGUUGAUAGGUUACUUUCGUCUUUUGAGGGGCUGUUAUCGUGACCAGUGCGUUUCUUAGGAACUGAAUUAC